UUCCCCGGUCCCCACUCGAUCACAUUCUGGAACUCACUGGCGGCCCCCGACUAGGCACUCCCCGCCGCCACCGACGCCGUCGCGCGCCCGUCUCCCGUCCCCAACCGGCCGUCCCCAACAAGGCACUCCCACGCCGCCCCUCCCGCGUACCCGCCCGCCCAAUUUUUUCACCGUAGUUCGUGCAUAGUCUCCUCCGGCGCCACACCGCACUGCUCCGGAUCGGUGGAACCCUCGAACCGCACCGGCCGUCGCAGGCGUGCUAGGAAUGGAAUUCUUGAUGCUGUUCAGGAUGCUUUAUCCCGCGUCCUAGGACUAGGAGAGCCAGAGCCACUGCACUCGUCGUCUGCGGGAGAGGGGUCCUCUGGCUCGCAUUCAUUCGCGCCGUGGACGUCCUGUCGCGCCUCUGCCUUCUCCGCCGCGCCCCCGCCGUGUUCAUAUUCGCCAGAGCAUGAUGGUAAUAAAAUUGAUGAAAGUGUUGGUGGAGGUGCUUCCAUGACUUGCCAAGAAAGCGAUGAUCUAUCAAUAUUUAAGCUACUGUCGGUGGAUGAUUCAUAUCCUGACUCCAAAUCAUUUGACGGUUUGGACGAUGAGGACAUCGGUAACCCUUUUCUUACCGAUAGAUUUGGAAAUUUAACAAAUUGGAGGUUAAAUGAUUUGGAGGCAGCAUAUGAAAACCACCUUGAAGAUGAAGCAAGUAAACCAAGUAUAGAGAAGAAGAAAUAUUCUAAAGAAGAGAAGAUAAAGUUGGAUAAUGAUUGUAAGGAACAAUACAUGAAAUCUGCCUUACAGAAGUAUAAUAGUGAAGAAAACCUUGACGGGGAGUGCUUUGUCUUUGAUGAAAUCAAAGAAGUUGUUUUCAUUGUGGAAGGAGGUUUGGAUUUCUAUGAACACUACAACUUUACAGCUAAGCAGGGUGGUUCCACAAUUCUAUUUUUUGCUGAAGUGAUCCCAGAUGAUGGAGAAACUUGCGAUGUUCUCUGCUGCAAGCCUUUGGAUUGCAAUGACAAGGGACCCUGCUUUGGUUGUAAGAAUCAAGGUUCUGUGAGCUUGAGACAUCCAACUGGCGAAGGUCUGUAUGUUGGAUGUCAUGUGGAUUGUGAGUUCCCAUUUAUGUGGGAUAGUAUCAGUGAGGAUUCCGAUUGAGAGGGAUAACCUAGACGAUCAUAGAGAAUGUCUGAUGGUGGAGUUGGUCUUCAACUGCUUCUCAUUUUAAUAUCUGAUUUGAUGCAACUUUUAUUUGGAGGAGUCAUCUGAUAUGUUACAGUAGCUGUAGUUACUUUUAGUAUGAACUAGAAUAAUGGCCCGCAAGGGCAUCAUCUUCAGAAAAUUGUCAAUUAUCAAUCUUCAUGAUGUAUUUGUAUUUUAUAAAAUCGGCGUGGCCUGAACUGCAUUUCAUUGAGCCCACAGCCGGAUUUGAGGCUGAACUGGGGUACUUCCAAAUGGCCCUAAUCAAUAAUAACAUACAAUAUGUUUUUGGCACUUAUGGGGAGUUGAUGAUAUGAUUGAGGCAUAAGGAAUUAUUCA
Brachypodium distachyon (stiff brome) is the source of this 1524-nucleotide messenger RNA. RefSeq lists its product as uncharacterized. The transcript has 7 exons. NCBI's taxonomy places the organism in Eukaryota, Viridiplantae, Streptophyta, Magnoliopsida, Poales, Poaceae. Bases 493 to 1143 code for a protein of 216 amino acids. The record is from RefSeq and is a predicted model, not a curated record.